GAUAAAGAUAGAUGGAGUUAGUAUUUAAAAUAGAGAUUACCUUAGAUGCAUUGAUUUGCAAUUAAGUUAUUUAAAAUGUAAGUCAUCUUUAAAUAAACAUUACACUAAUUAGUAAGUAAAAAAAGGGGGAAAUAAGUGCCAAAUUCGGACCCAAAAUCUGUAUGAUUUUGACCCGACAAUUUCCAGUGCCGCCAGAGUCGACCUCGCGAACAAACUGCGCUGAAUUUGUUCUUUCUCCCCGCAAUUUCUGUCUUUCAUUGAAAUCAAGCUGCUACCUGGCUAGGGUCCUAUAAUGGGUGUGGAACAACAAAAAGACCAACUGAAAGAGAUGGACUGGAAAACUCUGGGUGGAACAGAAAGUAGUGAGCCUAAUGCUGGACCAUCCGUGAAGAAACGGCUUCCAAGAAAGAUUCGACAAGUUCCUGAGUAUUAUUUUCUUCCACGAAGAUCCUUACCAUACUCCAUCGCCUUUUAUGGGUCGUUUAUUGCUGCAGGUAUUGGUGCAGGAAUGUUGCUCGAAGGAUGGAUCAACAAGAAGAUCAAAGAGGAUGGAGGCGUCAUUUGGGAGUACGACAAGUGAACAUGGAUUUCUUUUCAGCUGUUCCGAUUGCUACCUCUUAUUGCUCCAAGGUGUUCACCGGACAGAUGAAUAUCGUAACCAUUAGUACAAGACGAUGAAUCUUCUCUUGGCAUCCAAUUCAAUUUUGUAGAUUGUAUAUUUCAGGAGCACAGUGCAGAACAGAGAUGUCGAAUUUCGCAAAUACUACUGAAACAUUAGGUUAUAUAUUUGCCUCAAUGGUUUAACCUUUGAAUAAAUAGAGCGACCGGGCAAGUGGCCUUCCUAAGAGCUCUACAUCCUCUGCUGUUGUUGAAUAUGGAGCAAUUGAGCAUUCAUAUAGCCGUUGAGGUUCGUAGGGCAAUUUUGCGGGAGAAUUUGUUUUGUAGCCCUAUACAAACUUGUUUUGAGUUUUACAUCCUUUUUUAUCAAAGAUUAUCACUUUUACUUGA
Messenger RNA from Capsicum annuum, 1008 nucleotides. RefSeq lists its product as uncharacterized. Lineage: Eukaryota; Viridiplantae; Streptophyta; Magnoliopsida; Solanales; Solanaceae. The transcript is spliced from 3 exons. The record is from RefSeq and is a predicted model, not a curated record. The coding region runs from base 293 to 580 and encodes 95 amino acids.